Amoebophrya sp. A25 is the source of this 3572-nucleotide messenger RNA. Lineage: Eukaryota; Dinophyceae; Syndiniales; Amoebophryaceae. The record is from the annotation of a GenBank genome assembly.
GCUGCUCGACGUUGGCGAAUCGAUCGGCAGCUGGCUGGUUUCAAACCCUGGCACUGUGCCGGCCAGUGAAUUUGUCGGUGUGUCUGCCUUUGCACGCGCGGACGACCUGAACCUGAUCUCAAAUGGAGCGCGGUCGCGCAACGUUAACGCAAAUGAUGCCCUGUUUGCAACACAAAGCCAGACGAGCCUUCACGGUCGAACUACAACCGACCCAGAAAAAGCAGACCGUUCGCCCAGCAGCUCCAAGAUUCAAGUUGAUGACGUGAGGAGUCCGACCCCGAAGCCAAGCCUGCCUAUGGACAGAGCCUCAAAAAAUGUAGACAGGGAUGAGACGAUUUACGAGACGCUGGAGCCGGAACUCGAAUUGGCCUUAGCGCGUGGCCGCAGCGAUGACAGGAGCCGCUUACAUGCGGUAAGAAAUGCCAACAUCAAACUGAGCCCUCAGCAUGGACAACCUUCGUCUCCCUCAUUGAUUUUUCGCAUUUGGAAUUCUUUUCGGCAGGCUGGUAGGAUCAGUUACCGGACCACGGGGCUCAAAAUUCGUGACCUGCCGAAUUGGCCGCGCAGUCCCCACUACGAAAGCACACUUGCUAGCAUGCUCGAACGCUUGAGUGAGCAGCUGAUUUCGGCAAGCGGAAUAUCAGUCCCGAAGCCGAGACCCCUUGCUGAGCCAAAAAUCCUUGCGAAAAUUUUUGGGACACUCUCUCCUGAACUAGGAGGUGCAGCUCACGAACUGCAAGCUAUGGCGGAGGACCUGUUCACCCUGACAGCACACGCCGUCCACUCCAUUACGUAUAUGGUCGUGUGGUUUUUCAUUUUGUAUCCUGCAAUCAACUCGGCAGCGAUUCCUGUACAGGGGUUCACAGCGGCAAUAUCCUUGCUGAAUAGCGUGCUACUUUUUGGCUUAUUUCCAGAAGAAAGGUACUUUUAUAGAUUAUUAUAAUAUAUUUAUGAUAACUUCAUUGACAUUGAUCCUACUUCAGGUUCAGCACAGACGUAAGUUCCUCGGGAAUACAUACACUUUCUUCUUCAUGAUGAGUCUACAUGACAAGAAGAACAAGGACUCAGGUUCGAUAGAUCAAGGUAAAAAAAGUACACGAUGAGGUUUCAACAUGUUUUUCUAAAAAUUCUUUUUCUCAACCAUUCACAAAAAAUCAGGCUACUUGUGGUUUAUGAGCUCCUAUAUAUAACUCAUACUUUUACUCAACCAUUUACAGGCUCACACCACUCUGGGGGUUUCUGUGCGUGGUCUGCACGUUUGCUGCUUGCGGGGUAUACGCUUUUCUCUUCGUUAUUUCCGCGCGACAGGUCGGCGGACAGGCUGUGGGAGCAGCGCGCGAGUGGAUAACGCACGAUUAUGCGAAAGAUAUUCGCGCUGCUGGGAGACGUAUUCCUCGUUGUUCUGAGGAUGCGAGUGAGCUUCUGAAUCGCUUUAACAACUACAACACCAGGAGCAGUAGUUCUUCUAGGAGUCGAGUUUCGGAGGCUGAGGAGAGUAGACGUGGCGUUGAAGAAGAAGAUAAUGAUGUUUACGCACGUAGAAGCUUUGUCCGAAGAGCAAUCGGUAUUCUUGAAGAAACGAUUGCGGCACUGCUCAGGACGAGUGUGGCCGCGUAUGGUGCUGCAGCAAGGCCAAACACCACUAACGAACAGAAGGCCGCGAGAGCGUCCGUCAAGGCGAGAGAGCCACGACUCGUGAAUCGAAAUUCCACCUCCGGUGAGUUCUCUUCAUCUUCGAAAGCUCGAGAAGGAGAGCAUAACUACAGAGCACUCAGAGUAGCGCGAAAACGACCACGAAGCGCCCGCGAAGGUGAGCGGCUAAGUCACGCACAGAUUCUGCGGAGUCCGGGUGACAGAGCUACUACGGUGCAGGAUGAGAGUAUAUCAUCAUUUCUUGUCCAAAGUGGGUUUGAAGACGCGAACGAGCAAGAGAAUAGCACGUCUAGAGCAAUUUAUGCGGACACAGGCGAACCAAUUGCUUCCGGCGAAGACGAGCAGACAGGCAAAGUGAGCGUUAUGGUCGUCGAAAGCGAUGCUGUCAGGCCUUCGAGAGGUAACAAUUUGCAUAUAGUCGUCGGUGAUAGAUAGAGAUAACUAAGAAGUGCCUAACAUCAAAAGUUCCCUGCGUUGUUCGCCUGCAUCUUGGUAUUCAUAUUGCCAUCAUUAGUUACAGAAAAAACGCAAAUAGUGCACUCACGGAAGCGAAUACCAUACUCAUCCAUUAAGAUCAGCAUGAAUCACCCACGCUUCAUUCCGCGAAGACUAUAUAUCAGUUUUAGAUUGAUCGACUUAACGCUUCACUGAUUAUUACAACCUCAAAAUAUUUACACAUCAUGCUGGUCCUCCAAUUUCUUUCAGGCGAAAGUGGGAUUUUUCUGGAGCCAGAACCAUUACCGCAAAGUGAUACAGAAGUGAUGCUUUUGCAGAGGUACAGCUACAGAUCAAAGAAAUGAAUUUGAAAUAAUCGAGUUUCUGAUACCCCAUGAACGACGAGACCCAUGACUGUACACUGUUGAGUUCUUUGAAGAACAGCAAGAAUUGCAGCAAGCUAUCACGACAUCACUCUCAUGAUCAUGAUCGUCUUUGCAACAAAUGAUAAAAUCUACAUCAGGUCUCGUUCUGCUAAACAGGGACGCGAAAUGGAGCCGGAAAACAACCGGGACGAGGAAUUUUUGAACAACGACGAAGAAGAGGAAGAGGUUCCGUCAGACGAUGAGGAAUAUCCGCGUGCCGAUGGUGCCGAACUGUCGGAGUUUAGCGAUAUUUCAUCGAUCUCAGGAUCAGAAGAGAGCGCCACGAAUUGUGAGUCAUCCGGGGCUGAAGCACCUUCGCGGAGAAAGCGAAGAAACAAAAACCGUGACAUUCUCGGAAACAAGAACCUCGGAAGAGGUGCGAACACCGAUCCUCAGACCGCAGCGCCUUUUGCUUUUGAAGACCAACUUAGCAUUUUCCAGGCGACAACGGUCGAUCAACGGUUCAGCCAAGGACGAAGCAGCGGUUCGGACAAUGCCGGAGUACCUUUUCCCGGCGGGCUCUUUGGCGCAUGUUGUUCCUCGGUAGAGCCUCAGCAUGAACUUGAUUUCGAGAACUUCAAGGUCAUCGAAUACGUGUCCCCUCAUGACCAUUACGACGAUGAAGCGGAAGAGGUGGCAACUCCAUUGCGCAUAGAGCAAACGCAAUAUCACAUUAUCGCAAGAAGCCCUGUCAAUGCUGACAGCGGGGAAGCUAAACGAGAAGAACUGGAUUGAUGACUUUUCAGAUCUACAUAAUCAGGAUUUUCACAAUUUACAUUUAGUAUUUGUUUUACCAGAUCACCUUCUUUACCAUGUGACCAAGACCAUACAUUUUCGACUGCAAUUAAUCUGCUGCGAUUUUUAUGUACAGAACGUUGCUAUGGUACUCCGUUCGGGACAUACUCUAGUAUGCAUAGAACAUCACAAUCAUGUACAGACACGGCAGUCAUUAAUAAGUUUGCAACAGCUUCAUGAUCCGGAAACCAUCAUUUGGACGACAGGGUGAUAUGAACUUAGUCCUUGGCAUUGCAAUGAUCUUGAAGAGAUAUUCGUCUGGAU